Molecule: messenger RNA, 872 nt
Organism: Bradysia coprophila
Lineage: Eukaryota; Metazoa; Arthropoda; Insecta; Diptera; Sciaridae
Source: RefSeq, a predicted model, not a curated record
GUCGCUCUGACUGCACAAUCGAGUAAUAGUUUUAACAAUUUUAUAUCAUUCUCAGUUUCGAAUUGGUAGUGCGCUACACGACAUAACAGAAGUAUGUGCUCUACCGCAGUUUUAUCAAUCAUAUUUUUUAUUUCGCUGUUAUGUUUGUCCCAAAGCACAAAUGGUUGUACAAAACUAACGACAAUAGAUACAACACGUCAAUCGUUGAAGCUGACGAAUCUGCAAUCCGAUAGUAACGCCACCCUUGAAACGAAAAGUAAUACUACGCUUGAAAUGAAACCAUUCUUGAUACGAUCGGAAAGUGGUAAUAUUGCAAUCACGUUAUCUCAACACUUAAAUGAUACCAACUCUCGUUGCUACCAGAUAUUCAUUGAAGACCAUGCAACAGACAAAAUUCGAAUGGGAUGUUUACAAAUAUCAGACAGUUGGAGCGAUUCACGAGACCAGAAAGGCUAUCAGUGUAAAAAACAAUUUAUUUUAUCACAAGACGACGUCGACUUUGUUAUGCUUUUUAGGAUUUAUUCAGUUAUUUAUCUACCAAGUGUCAUAUCAAGGUGUUUUGGUUCCUUAUCGCACUAGAUGUCAGAUCGUCAACUCCGUUUUGCGUGUGAUAGAAUAAUAUUGACAGUUUUUCCGUGGGAGCAAAUCAGAAUCUGUUUUGGAAUGUUUACUUUAUCCGUUUAGUCACUGCACUCAUAUUCUGACGACGAGAAUGAGCGACAACGUGUAUGUUAAAAUUAAUGAAGUAGUUGAUUUUGUGGUGAUCUGUUUAAAGUGAACGAUUCCGAUUAGUUACUGGCCUGGCCGUCUGUAGGAGGUUCAACUAAAAUUGAAUGGAACUACAUAUAUGAACUGUGAACACUGUACAUUUC